UUCGCUGGUGCAGCAGGUGAGCGAUCAAUUAUCGUUAAUAUCGGGACAUUAGCCGCUUCGGGUUGAACGGUGCGCAGUUCACGACGAUUCGAACGACCGAAAUCAGUGAGAAUUGUGGCGAUUUUAGUGUUGUCUAGCCAGUUAAUGGAUUAUUUAAAGAGGUGCACGAUCGAGAUCACCGCUGAAAGGCUUGUUGGCUCUUUUUUUUUACAGUGAUAAGAAGUUUUCAGUUUGUUAGAAACGAGCUAGACGGCGAUCUUUACUCGUUUGUGUUUGUCCUUAAACGAGGAUCAAUAACUUCGCGAUUGACAGAAGAGAAAAGAACGGAUGCGACGCGGUUUCGAGAUUAAGACACAUCAGCAAAACCUAGAUUAAUUUAUUACGUCCAUUCAGAAAACAUACGUCCACUCGUUGUUUCUCCCGUAUCAGUAACCGCGCGGAAAAAAGUGAUGCAUGAAAAGUCUCGAUAUUACAAGGCACGUGUUUGUAUUGGAGUAAGAGCUACUUUGUGUGUAUGUGUGCCAGGUGCACUGUUGCAUCCCUCUGAUGAGCGCCAUGCACCGUUUAAACCAUAGCCGUAAUGUCAUCCCGAAGGCUACUUCUUAGUAAUUCACAAAGGGUUCACUCUUCCGUGAAGUACAGCGCAUGGAUACUUUCCAGGCAAUACCUAGCACGUACCUUGCUAGAGAAAUAUUUGUGGUAGAUCCUCGGUGAAUCAAGAGCAUGGCUUCUGGUGCGUCUUCCUUGGAUAGUGCUGGAAGUAGUGAUGGAGCACUCAAUAUGGAAAGAGAUAGUGGAAGCUAUGGCAGUGUCGGAAGUCCUGUUGGUGGUCCUGAAUGUCAUAGUGAUUAUGAUGGUUUGCAAGCUCAGUGUGAUCAAGCCAUGCAUCAGCUUCAGCUGCUUAGGCAUAAACACUCUGAUACCAUAAGACGGUGUGAACAUACUAUGAAGGAAUUGGAAUACUAUAGAGGACAACAUAUAGCAGUCAUGAAUCAGUUGGAGGCAACGUCACAGGAAAGUUCCGCAUUGCGGGGCAAAUAUGGAGAUCUAGUGAAUGAUAAGCAACGUCUUGACCGGGAGGUUCAGGCGUUGCAGAAAGAAGUAUCAGAUCUAAGAUGUCAGAAUCAAGAAGUUCUUGUUUCUGAUGCUAGUAAUAGUGACACAAUGAAUCAGCACUAUUUAUCUGCACUUCGAAAAUAUGAUGCUGUUAAAGAUGAAUAUGAUGCUCUUAGGAAACGGUACGAUGACUUAAUAUCGUCACAUUCGUCGGCCGUUAAUAAGUUGGAACUAUCACAAGAAGAAGCAGUAAGAUUAAAGAAACAGUAUGAAGAAGUUGUUCAAGAACGUAACAGUGCAGUUCGUGAGAGGAAUGGUUUGAAACAGCAAUGUACUGCUGCGAUUAGGCAGUGGGACAUAGCAUUAAGAGAAAGAAAUGAAUAUCGUGAAGCCUUAGCAAAAGUGCAGCAACAGCAUGAAGAAGCAGUUAAAGAAAUCAAUCAUGCAAUGGUGCUACGCAUGAAGGCUAGUAAGGAUAUGAAACGAUUGACAGAAGAAAGGAAUGCUGCAUUACAAGAAUACAGUUUAAUUAUGGGCGAGCGUGAUACAGUACAUAAGGAAAUGGAAAAAUUAGGUGAUGAUCUCACACAAGCAUAUACAAAAAUCACGCAUCUAGAAAAUCAGAAUAAGCAACUUAUAGAAGAGAAAAAAGCUUUAUCUUACCAAAUCGAAACUUUGCGAAGAGAAAUUUCGUCCGCUCUGCAAGAUCGCGACGAAGCAUUAAAACAAUGUAACGAAUUACGUCAGAAGUUCGGUGAUUAUUCUGAAGGUUCAAAAAGAGACUAUAAAAAUCAUAUGGAAUUACACUCAUACAAUCGCGAACGAGAUAAUUCGAACAAAGAAGCCGAAAGGGAAAAUAGCACGGUAGAUUACACAAAACGAGAUAAGGAGCGUAUGGAUAACUUGGAUCAAGCAAACUUGGAAUUGGACAAACUCAGAAAAUCUGUAGAUAAAUUGCAAGCUGAACUUGAAGAAGCCCUUCAAGAAGCAGAGGUAUCGAAACGAAGAAGAGAUUGGGCAUUCAGUGAAAGAGAUAAAAUAGUUUUAGAAAGAGAAAGUAUUAGGACACUAUGUGAUAGAUUAAGAAAGGAACGUGAUCGUGCAGUUUCAGAAUUAGCGGGUGCUUUACGUGAUUCUGAUGAUAUUAAAAAGCAACGAAAUGAAGCUUCAAAGGAAUUGAAGGAUCUCAAAGAGAAGAUAGAAUCUGGCGAUCAUGCGUUAAGAGCAAGUCAAUUUGCGCAAGGUUUAACGCAUACUCAUGAUUCGACGAUCGACACAGACGUUAGCGAUUGGGAAAUUCUUACUAUUCAUUUGGAUCUUAGUCGACUUUGCCUGGAUUCCGAUCGUGAUUUAGGAUUAACGUUGGUUGGAGGACGGGACAGUCCAUAUUAUCCGAACGACACAGGAAUUUAUGUUGCUCAAAUAACGUCAGGUAGUGCUGUUGAUGGCAAAUUGAGAGUGAAUGAUUGUAUUAUGCGAGUAAACAGCGUGGAUUGUACAUCCGUGUCCACGCGUGUAAUUAUGGAAACUCUACGUACCUGUUCGGUGGGAUCAGCUACAUUAACGGUAAGAAGACGGCGUUUAACCAGACGAUCGUUAAGGACAACGCAAUUACCUGUUGGUUCUGUUCCUCAUGGAAUUUCUUUGGAACUUGGAGUGUAUAUUUCGAAAAUUUCUCCUGGUAGUCUAGCUGCUAAGGAUGGCAAUCUUGCUGUAGGAGAUAGAGUUUUAAAUAUUAAUAGUAAAGCAAUGGAAGGUAUUAAUUCCAGUCACGAAGCAAUGACAAUUUUAAACGAUACUAGUACAGAUGUACUAACUAUUACAACCUUGAAAGGAAUACCAUUACCUUCAGCAACCAGUUCUGAAACUAUGACUAUAGAUGGAAGUUUUGGAACGGAAAAACAGAAAAUGGUAAAUAGUUGUUCUCAAACGGAACAAGAAAGAAUGAUGUUAAAAACUGCAUCGGAUGAUUACGAUAGACGAUAUCUUGCAACGAAUUUCGGUGAUAGAAGUGUUUAUAAAGUUUCAAAGUCGGUUAGCAGCGAAAAGCCAAGUGGAAUUAGCAAUGCUUGGGACAACAUCCGAGAAAAAAUCGAUAUAGUACGGGGACGUAAACAUAGCAAAGAUCGAGAGGAGAAGAAGAAGAGACAUCGUAAUUCCAGUACAAAUACUUUCGAACAAGAACAGGAUGCAAUUGCAGAACUAGAUUCCGUAAUAGAGAGCUAUCACAAGAAAGCGAAUAACGGAGUAUUGAAACGAAGUAAGCGACGCGGAACUGAGAAAGUUGAGAAAAAUGGAGGUACGUGGCCGAAAGCUAGAGGUGGACCUCUGAUACAAAAUGGUACUGGUACUAUUUUACAUCCACGUAAGACAAAAGAAAGGCUGCCCUUAAGUGUACUCCUUAAUCCACCAAAGUAUGAAAGUUAUAAUCGUAUUUCCAACCCGAUUCCCUUAACCAGUUUUCCGAAUGUUAACAAUCGGCAUACAGUUUAUAAGUCUUUUGAAAAACCAUUACCAAAUUUCCUUAAGACUGGACCGUUAUUUAGUCAAAAAUCCUUUACUCCAGUGGUGCAGUUCAAAGAUAUCCCGAUAGAUAAGAAACCGGCAACCGAAUUCGAGAGCACGGAAAAUAGACUCAGUUCUACGCUGACACCGUCCGAAACGAGUAUCGACUUUUCUGUGAAAUCCGGUAACACGGGAAAAGAUGUAGAAUAUUUCUCGAAGAAGAGAGCUCAAAAGUAUACCCCUAGCAAUGACAGCCAGAUAGAUACGUUGCAGCAUAACAGAGCGCAAUCUCAGCUCUAUUCGGGGGCUGGAUCCUCAACAUCGUCGACCAGCGGCCCAAGACAGCAAUUGACUGGUAACUUUUCUUUUCCCCCCUAUACGCAUUCGCAUCCACACCCCCAUCAACAGAAUUCGUUACCCUCGAGAUACCCAUCCCCGCCGUCUUUGCCGUCUGCACAGUCCGGGGAGUCGAUAGGACUUCCCGAUGCACGAUCAUAUUGUUUCGAACCUUCGUAUAGUCCUGGUCCGCAAACAGGAUUUGGUCAUUUGCACACACCCUCUGUAGAUUUGCAUUAUCACAAAUCUCGCGGUCCACCGAUCGGCACCACGUACGACGUGCCAGCGUACACGCUAGGCUACGAAGGUGGAACUUUUCCGAGAAAAAAAGAAAAUCAACGCUUUCGAAUACCGUCAAAUCCUAGUGUGACGUCGAAAAGCAGCGUGGGUAAAUUGUCCACCGGCAGUAUAGAAAGAACCUCGGAAAGAGGCAGCCCGAUGCCAACAUUCCAUGUGGAAGUACUUAGUCCGGGCACCGGCGGUGGAAGCAGUUCCGGAGGAACCGUCAGAGGAAGUAGUAGCAACAAACGAUCCAGCAUGCCAGAUUAUUGUUACUCUCAACCUAGGCCUGCACCUGGGGAACUUCGUAGAGUUCAUAUAGACAAAUCGGUCGAGCCGUUAGGUAUUCAAAUUUCUUGCUUAGAAAGCGGUGGUGUAUUUGUCUCUACCGUUAGCGAGCACAGUCUAGCUUCCCAGGUCGGUCUUCAGAUCGGUGAUCAAUUGCUCGAGGUCUGUGGCAUCAAUAUGAGAAGCGCUACUUAUCAGCUUGCUGCCAAUGUGUUGCGCCAGUGCGGUAAUUCCAUUACGAUGCUGGUGCAGUAUAGUCCAGACAAAUACAACGAAUUAGAGGAAGGAUCUGCUUCCUCGAGUUCAUCAGAAGCUGGCGGUGCCGAAGGAGGUAGUCGUAGUGGGUCUCCAACUCCGUGUAACAGUCCCGAAGCUCCUAGAAAGACAACUAUAGAGCCAUUGGAAACCUCGGAACCUGAACGUGACGCUUCUAGUAGUUUAAGUACAACACGUGAUACUUCCAAUACGUUAACUAUUAUGCGUGAAACGUCGAAUACCUUGGAACCGCCUCGUACGAUUCGGGAAAGGGAUAUCAGAAAUUCUGCUUCCUUAGAGGUGCGAGGUACUCAAGAAAGGGAACGAGAAAUUAGAGCGUCAGCGUCUUUGGAUAUCAAUAUUAGGAAACCAGAACUUCGUAAUUCUGCAACGUUGGAAAAUAUGCGUAAUUCAGUAACACUUGACACAUUACGCGGUACCGCCAACACACUGACACGCGCACAGCUCAACCAAGCAGCAACCACGUUGCAACGACAAAAUGCCACUGUACGAAGCCCAACCCAGGAAGACCAGAAUCGUAAAAGUCCACCACCGAGUGAACCGAGAUACUUGUUUAUCGAGACCAGAAAAUGUUCUAAUCUUGGUAUUUCGUUGGUGGGUGGAAAUGGUGUUGGGAUAUUCGUACAUUCUGUACAGCCAGGCUGCCUCGCGGAAGAAGCAGGACUGCGUACCGGUGAUAGAAUUCUAGAAUAUAAUGGCGUGGAUCUCAGGCAAGCAACUGCUGAACAGGCGGCUCUGGAAUUAGCUAGACCGGCGGAUAAAGUAACGUUGAUCGCUCAAUACGUACCUGAAAGGUAUAACGAAGUAAAGGAUAAGCCUGGAGACAGUUUCUAUGUGAAAGCAAUGUUCGAUCGGGUAGGUGAAGUUGGAGACAGCCUACAACUUAGGUUUAAUAAAGACGAUAUUUUGUACGUCGAUAAUACAAUGUUCAAUGGUACGCCUGGUCAUUGGAGAGCUUGGUUGGUCGAUCAGACCGGAAGAAGACAAACGUGCGGUAUAAUUCCAAGUAAAUUCAAGGUCGAAGAAGAAUUACUUUUGCGACGAUCACUGGGUGAUUUGGAAACAGAUACAACUAGAAGAGGUAGUACCAGUGCAAGAAGAAGUUUCUUCCGUAGAAAGAAACAUCAGCGUUCGUCUAGUAGGGACAGUAAAGAAUUGUCGCACCUUACCGGGGUAAAUUUAGGUUGGUACAGUGAUAGCGGGACAUUGAACGAAGAAACCUUGCCGGCAAGUUAUCAACGCGUUGAAAGAUUAGAUUAUCCAGCUUUAAGACCAGUACUGAUUAUCGGGCCGCUAAGUGAAUGUGUAGUAACGAAAUUGUUGCAAGAAUUUCCUGGGCAAUUUACUAGGUGUCUUGCAGAAGCUAUGCAUUGUUCUCAGGCGACGCUCGAACAGGGUUUACGUGACUCGCUUUAUGUAGACUACAGAAAAAAAGGAAGCUAUUUCGAGUGUACUACGGUACAAGCUGUCAAGGACAUUUGCGAGAAGAAUACUCAUUGUAUUUUGGAUGUGUCAAUCGCGUCGAUCGAGCGACUCCAUCGACAUCAGAUCUAUCCUAUUGUUUUGUUGAUUAAAUUUAAGAGUACGAAACAAAUUAAAGAAGUAAAAGAUUCGAGAUAUCCAAGUGAUAAAGUUAGUGCCAAGGCUGCCAAGGAAAUGUAUGAACAGGCAUUGAAAUUGGAAGCCGAGUACAGGCACUACAUUUCUGCUGUAAUUCCUGCGGGAGUAAAUGUUGCGUAUAUUUGUACGCAAGUAAAAGCUGCAGUAGAUGAAGAGCAAAGCAAAGCCCUGUGGGUUCCUAGAGGACUUCCCUGACGUUUAAGGGGGGGUCCCCACAAACCGCAGUGGAAAUCAAUCUAAAUUCCACCAGGGGGCCCUUACGCUGUACGAUUGUACAAAAUUGUUACAAGUUUGUUUAUUUAUGGUCUCUUAGUUGUCUCGAAAUUAGACAAAGAUUUCGAUUCUUCCGUUUGUGGUUUAUUACAAUGGUUGUUUCAGUCGUUCUCGCUCAUUUUGGUUGUGAUGCAAUUAUACAAAUAUUGCAAUCUUCCUUUUCCUUUUUUUAAUAAUACGUUUUAUCAUAUUGAUCCUGAUACAAA
This is a messenger RNA of Megachile rotundata (alfalfa leafcutting bee), 6839 nucleotides long. RefSeq names its product MAGUK family member discs large 5 (gene Dlg5). Gene Ontology annotation, molecular function: protein binding. Gene Ontology annotation, biological process: negative regulation of hippo signaling. The record is from RefSeq and is a predicted model, not a curated record. NCBI's taxonomy places the organism in Eukaryota, Metazoa, Arthropoda, Insecta, Hymenoptera, Megachilidae. Gene Ontology annotation, cellular component: plasma membrane.